AUGUCUGAUUAGAUUACUAAUAAAAUUCUUGAAUCUUAUGGGUAUUAUCAUCUUUUAUUCCAAAGUUUUAAAGGAGCUUAGCCACAAUUUAAAAGUAUUAUAUAUCCUAUUGAACAAUUAAAACACUCUAUAGAGGAUCAUCAAUUAAAAUAAAUCUCUCCUGAAUUAUAAUAAAUUUUAGAAAGUGAAAGAGCCAGAGAGAUGGUUUAAAAAAGAGGCAUUACUCUUGAUAGAACCAAAGAAUUCUUUUAAGAAAAAAUUAAGGAAUAUAAUGCAAUUAUUGAUUUAUAACAUUUAAGAUCUGGGUAGUCUUAUGUAACUCCAAAAAAAGAUAAUGUUUUCAAAAGACAUACAGCAGACUAGGGAGAAAUCACAAAUUAUCAUUUUGUCUUAAAUUGGCAAAAUUUGAAUUUGGUAUUUGAUGAAAUAGAAAAUUCAAAUAAAAGAGGAAAAUCAUAGCUUCAAUCAAGAACACCAGAUCAAUCUUCAAGUCAAAUAAGUAAACCUUAAAUAUCCAUCAAAACUACAAAUAAAAAAGGAGGUUUAGUCAAUAGAUUAGAUAAAAAGUUCAAUGAUUAUGAUACGAAAAUGUCUUAAUCAAUUGCAACAAAUUUACCAGAAUCAAGACGAUUUUCUAUGUUUCUAGAAACUCCACAAUAAAAAAGUAAGAAAAUUAUAGGAAAUUAACUAGUUAAUAGAAGAAAUAGUCUAAAUCCAUAAGCAGUUAAAAAAUAUGUGAAAUUUCAUAACUUUAUGAGAACUGUUAAUGUUUUAACAAAUAAACCUGAAGAAAAGAUAGAGUCUGAAAAUAGAUAAGUUGAAUUUUAAUUCAUAUAUUUAGGAUUUGAUAAAAACAUAUAUCAAUGACGCAUUUAAUAAAGAAAGAUAACCUACAGAUGUUUCUUAAAGAGAAAGAGCAAAGUCUUAAUAAGAAAAUAGAAAAAGGAAUAAAUAGAUGUUAGAAUAAUUCAAUUAAUUGAAUCAAACUUGUAGUAUUUAACAUCAAACAUUUGAUAUUAUGAAUAAUGAUAUACCAAUUUAUGAUGAUAUUUGUAAUAUUAUAUGAUAAUUAGAGUUUAAAAGUGUUGAUCACAAUUAGAUUAAAUAGAAUUAAGAAAGAAGGAAUAGGAUAGUUUAAUCAGUAAAUUCAAGAAUGCAACCAAAAUAUAUACAUUUAGGUGGAAGUAGAUAUGCUGUAAAAAAUAAUUUUUCAAAUUAAUAAAAUUAUUAAUAAACAAUCAAUACCUUAUUAGUGAAUUAAAUUAAAGAAGAAUUUAAGAAAUUAAAAUCUUUUGAUGAUGGAAUUGAUUUAGAAGUUUUGGAAGGACCUCCUAAAAAAAUUGAUUAUCAUUCUUCUAAUCUGAAUUAAGAUUACAAUGAUGUAAAAGUAUCAAAAAUUGUAUAGAAAAUGAAAAGAUGA
Molecule: messenger RNA, 1420 nt
Organism: Paramecium pentaurelia
Lineage: Eukaryota; Ciliophora; Oligohymenophorea; Peniculida; Parameciidae
Source: the annotation of a GenBank genome assembly